Molecule: messenger RNA, 4973 nt
Organism: Lethenteron reissneri (Far Eastern brook lamprey)
Lineage: Eukaryota; Metazoa; Chordata; Hyperoartia; Petromyzontiformes; Petromyzontidae
Product: rho guanine nucleotide exchange factor 10-like
Biological process (GO): actin cytoskeleton organization; positive regulation of stress fiber assembly
Molecular function (GO): guanyl-nucleotide exchange factor activity
Source: RefSeq, a predicted model, not a curated record
UCCCACUGAGCCCCCCAACUCCUCCUCUGCCCCCCCCCACCUGCCCCCCCCACCUCCUCCCCACACCUCGCCCAGCCUCGAUUCACACAUGGAGGAGGAUUGCGAGGGCGUCGUGCCCCCCCCUAAGCCCCCGCCCGCCGACUACCCCCCCCACCCGUCCCCACCGACAGACACGGACCCCCCCCCGCCUCCGCCCCCCGACUAUGGCUCCGGUCCCCGUGGGUUCCCGACUGCGGACCCCACAAAGACCCCCGUCGCCGCCCAGACAGGUGACCCCACACAAGAAGAUGCCGAUGAUGAGGAGGAGGAAGAGGAGGAGGGAGAGAUGUUUGAUUUUGAAGAGGGCGAUAACGUGGAGACUCGCACACCGCACCCCGCACUCACCACCACCGCCGCCCUCACCACUACCACACUCACUACUACCACACUCACCACCACUACCACUACCGCCACCACCGCCACCACCGCCACACCCACCGCCACCACUGCCACACCCACCACCGCCACACUCACCCCCCCAACCACGCUCACCCCAACCAAUGCACUCUCGCCCACUGGCCCCCGGCUCCCCACAACCCCCUUGGAGACGGCGGGGGGGGUCCCGGGCGGUGGGGACCCGACCCCCCCCCUGCGGGACGACUCGGUGCGCCUCCCCGUGGAGAGAGAGCGGUCUGGCUAUGAUGAGGAUGUGAGCGGGACUCAGGGUGCCGCGAGAGAUGAGCUUCACGAAGUCAUCUAUGACGACGUUCCUAUAGAGGCACAGAGCCCCACCUUAUCAGGUGUGGACCGCAUCUACGACGCGGUGUGCCCGGAGGGGCGCGGGGGCGGCGCGCGCGGCUCAGGCAGCGAGGGCUGGAGCUCCAGCGAGUUCGAGAGCUACAGCGACGAGGACGGCGCCGAGGGGGAGGGGCGCCCACCCCGCACGGGGGGGGCGCUCGCCCUGCCCGCCAACCUCCGCAGGUCCCGCCGACCGGUGCAGGAGCUGAUGCGGGCCGCGCGGGAUGGCACCAAGGACGGCCUCGAGAAGCUGGAGAAGACAAAGGCGGCCGUGCUGAAGCGCGGGCGCUUCUUCAUGCAGAGGACCUCGCUCAUCUCCCAGAGCCAGGGGCGACCGGCGGCCUCGGACGAGGACGACGUGCAGCUGGAUGUGAAGAUGGAGACGCUGACCCUGGGGCCCGCUCCCCCAGGCCUCUCCCAACAGCAGUUGAAGCGUCGCUACAUCCUCGGCUCGAUUGUGGAGAGCGAGAAAAGCUACGUGCAGACGCUGAAGGACAUCCACACGCGGUACGAGCUGCCCCUGCUGGAGGGUGAGAGCCGGCUGCUGAGCGAGCGGAAGGUGCGCGCCGUCUUCAGCGGCGUGCGCGACCUCCUGCAGUGCCACUGCAUGUUCCACAUCGCGCUGGGCAGCCGCGUCGCCCAGUGGGAGCUCACCGACUCCAUCGGUGACGUGUUCGUCGCCUCGUUCUCGCGCUCCAUGGUGCAGGACGUGUACAGCGAGUACGUGAGCAACUUCAGCACGGCCAUGGAGAUUGUGCGCAAGGCGAGCGCCACGCGUCCCGCGUUCCUCGAAUUCAUCAAGAGCUGCCAGGAGGCCAGUGCUGACCGCCACUCCCUGCAGGCGCUGAUGAUGAAGCCGGUGCAGAGAUUCCCCCAGUUCAUCCUCCUGCUGCAGGACAUGCUGCGGAACACCCCGCGGGGGCACCCCGACCGGCUGCCGCUGCAGAUGGCGCUCACGGAGCUGGAGACGCUCGCCGGGCGGCUCAACGAGCGCCAGCGCCUCGCGGGCCGGCGCAACGAGCUGCGCGCCGUCGCCAGCGCCAUCCACGACCGCCAGCUCGCCAAGCUGCUGGGCACCGGGGAGCGCUACCUGGUGAGGGUGGACGACGUGACGGAGAGCGUGGUGGGCGAGCGCCGCCUCAUCCUCAAGACUCGCCCGCGACGCCUCUUCAUGCUCAACGAUACCAUCGUGUGUGCCGGCCUCAACCCCAGGAUCCCCUACGACGGGAAUGGGAUGGUCCCGGCUGGGCCCCGCUUCACACUCAAGUGGAGCGUUCCACUGCGCCAGGUGCAGGUGUCGGGGGGGGAGUGCGACGAGGAAGGGGGUGCCGACAAGGGGGCCCCUCCCCCACAGCUCUCCGUGGACCCCAAAGGGAGUCACCUGUACUCGGGCCCCGCGCGUCUCUACGUGGAGCUGCAGGAGCUGCACAGCGACUUCCAGCUCAUGACCCAGAUCUCUCAGCUCACGGGCCAGCUCCACGGAACCUACGCGACGCUGACCCCAGCGCUGGUGCAGGAGUGUGCGGCCUCGGUGCAGCGACUCAUCCAGCAGAAGGAGGCCCAGAUCCGGGGCAGCGAUCGCUGCCGCGUGCAGCUGCAGCUGCAGGGGAAACCCGACAAGCAUGGCCGCCCCGUGUCGUUCGUCUCCGUCUUCCACUUCUCGUCUCCGGGAGCCAGGGCCUCGUGGCUGCGAGACCUCAAGACGGCAACGCUCUCACUCGAGGAUGCGAACCAAUGGGGUUGGUUUAGCGCAGAGGACGAGGACCGGCCACAGGCUCCACACAGGUGCCCGCUGCUGCUGUCCCACAUGCCCGUGUUCGAGGCCGGGACGCAAGACCUCAGGCCCGAGUGCGCCGUCUAUAACCCGGUUCCCUCGUCGAGCGUGGGGGAGGGGUGGCGGCACCAGCUCUCCCUGGGCCAGGGAACAAUCUGGAUAGGGAGUGGGGAUGCGUCGAUGGGCCAGCUCAGCGUGCUGUCUCUGGGCAACGCGGAGCCGCGCGUCACCGAGGGCUUCAGCGUGGAGGCGCGCGUCCUCUGCGCCGAGUUCGUCCCCGCACCCCCCGACCCCCCGACCCCCGGGGGCUCCCCCCCCGACCCCUCCACCUGGCUCGCCCUGGACGACGGCAGCGUGUGCGCGUACCGCAGCAGCCCCGCGUGUAAGAAGGUUCGUCUGUGGAGGGAGCCGACGCCCGGGGGCUCCCCCGCCGGCAGCUUGCGCUACGCGCACGGGCGCGUGUACGCAGGGCUACGCGAUGGCACGUUCGCCGUGUACACGCGCGGAGCCGACGCGGCGUGGGCGGUUCACGCGACCUUCUCGCUGGGCUCCCUCCCAGUCCCCGCGCUGCUUCCCGUGGGAGAGGCGCUGUGGGCCGCGUGCGGAAACCACAUCGCGGUGCGCACCGCGGGGGGAGAGGCGGCCACCCCGGCUGGGUUUGAGGCGCACCCGGAGGCGGAGGUGCACGUGAGCCAGGUGGCGCUGGCCGGCGUGGGCGUGUGGGUCUCCUUCUCGCGCGGCACCUCCCUGCGCCUCUUCCACACCGAGACGCUGGAGCAGCUGCAGGACGUCAACAUCGCCACGCCCGUCAACCGCAUGACGCCCGGUGGUGCGGCACAGUGGCCCCUCGUGGUGACGUGCCUAGCCAGCUGCCCGGGCCUCCUGUGGGUGGGCACGAGCCUGGGCCUCAUCGUCGCCCUGCCCCUCCCCCGGCUGGAGGGACUCCCCAAGCUCACAGGCCGAGGCAUGGUGGCGUACCACGCGCACAGCGGCGCCGUCACCUUCCUCGCCGUCGCCAUGGGAACCUGCGCCAACGAGGCAGGGGUCGAGGCGGCGGGGACUCCCUCCGCCACCGCCCCCCCGGGGUUCGAGGUGCACCACCCCCCCGACUCCCCUCCCCCCUGCGGCCCCGAGUCCCCCUUCGCCCUCGACGACGGGACCGCCCUGGGACCCGAGGGGGCGGGUGGCGGCGAGGGGGCGGAGAGGGGGGGGGACGUUGGUGGGGGGCGACGGGGGGCCCGGGCGGCGGGGGUCUCCACGGCCCUGGUGGUGUCGGGGGGACUGGGCUACCGCUCCCUGCCGAGACCGGGGGGCAAGGCCCCCCAGGGCCCCCCUCACUCCCAGCACAGCCUCAUGCUGUGGUACUACCCCGUGUGAGCUGCAGGGAUCGUGAGGACCCAAGGUGACCUGUUGGGGAUCACCUGUGGGGACACAGGGACCAGUGGAGACUCGUUUGGACCUAUGCAAAGGGAUGUGGGGACCCAAGGGAACCCGUUGCGACACAGGGGACCAUCGACAACACAUUGGGGAUGCGUGUAGACCGCUCGGGAUGCAUGGGGACCAAUUGUUGACUUAUGGGCCGCCCUGCCCUGGGGACCGAUAGGGACACCAGAUGAGCAGCAGGACCCAGUGGAGGCCAAUGGGCACAGGGGACCAGCGGGGACGCAUGGGGGACGCAAGGGGGACGCAAGGGGACACCGUGUGAGCAGGACCAUCAGUGGGGACCCAUGGUGGGGGGGGGUACUCUUGACACUACAACGCUUGUGGCAUAUAACCAAACCAAUGGGGCAGGGUUGCCUCUGGAGGGGUUAUAGGUUGUGGAUUCUUCCUCCACCCCUUGUGGAAUGGUCCGGUCCAUAGCUGCCUCUUCACUUGGGUCAGUCCACUCAUGGAGGAGGGGGGGGGAAUUCUCUCGAUGUUGGACGGAGCUAUCAUCACUUUUUUGCCGCUCGGAAUUUUAUUAAUCAAUUUUUACCCGCGGAAUUUUUACUCAGUUGCGCGACGCCACAGCGCCACCGCGGCGAGCAACCACUUGGGGUGUAUCCCACAUUAGCCACUUCUAACCCAAAUCCCUCACCCCGCUACUCAUCCCGAUUCCUCACCCCUAUUCCUCAACCCCCUCUCUUCACCUUGCUCCUCAUCUAACCCCACUCCUCGCCGUGUUCUCAAGCCACAACCGUGACGACCGCACGUGCGGCAUCAUUGGCAAACACGGCAGGCCGCCGCCGUGGCGAUAGCGGGCGAGGGAUGUGAGAGGUGCCUUCUAAACCACGAGGGUCGCGUAGGGGUCAGGGGAGGUCACGAGGGGGUCACGUGGAGCGCUGUUACGUGUAUUUAAACUUGUAGACGCUGGUGUUUGCGGCCGGGGCGCGCGUUAUGCCCGGGUCAGGGGGCGCGAGCGGCGUUAAUAAACUCUCGCUUA